AUGCAAUUCUAUUUUAUUAUAAAAUAUUAUAUUUUACUUUUUUUUACAAUAAUUAAUAUUAAUGAAACAGUUAAGUGGUUAUCUGUUGGUGUUGGAUCAGAGGAUCAUCCAAUAAUAUUAAGAUCUGCUAAUGAAUGUAAAAAUAUUAAAGGAUUAACAAAAAAACAAAUUAAAUUUUGUAAAAAAAAUUUAGAUGCUAUGACAUCUGUUGCUAGAGGUGCUAUUGAAGCUUACAGUGAAUGUCAAUAUCAAUUUAAAGGACGAAGAUGGAAUUGUUCACUUAUUGAUCCAGAAACAAAAGAAGUCUUUCCUGAAGUUAUAUUAAAUAAUGCUAUUCGCGAGACAGCUUUUGUUCAUGCUGUAUCAGCUGCUGGUGUGGCAUAUAGAAUAACUAGAGAUUGUAGUAAAGGAUUAAUGGAUAGAUGUGGUUGUGAUAUGAGUCAAAAAGGGAAAGAGAGCAUAAAUUAUUAUAAUACAGAUCAAGUAAAUGAUAAAGGAUUACCAAUACCAAAUAUUAAUAGUGGUGAAGGAUAUAGUUGGAGAGGAUGUUCUGAUAAUGUACAAUAUGGUAUUGGUGUAUCAAAAGAAUUUGUUGAUGGAGGUGAAAAGGGUAGAAAUUUGUCAUCUCAACAAGUUAUUAUGAAUUUACAUAACAAUAGAGCUGGAAGACAAAUAUUAGUUGAUAGUAUGAGAAAAAUGUGUAAAUGUCAUGGUGUUUCAGGAUCCUGUGAAAUGAAAACAUGUUGGCAAUCAUUACCAACAUUUAGAGAAAUUGGUAAUAUUAUAAAAGAUAAAUUUGAUGGUGCAACAGAAGUAAGAGUUUCAAGAGAAGCAAAUAAAUAUAAACUUAUCAGAAAAAAUCCAAUGUUUAAAAGACAUACAAGUGUUGAUUUAGUUUAUAUACAACAAUCACCUGAUUUUUGUAAUCCCAAUCCAUCACAAGGUGUUUUUGGGACAGCUGGACGUGUAUGUAAUAUAACAUCACAAUCAGUUGAUGGUUGUGAUCUUUUAUGUUGUGGUAGAGGUUAUGAUCGAAAAGUUGAAAUUAAAGAAGAAAUGUGUAAUUGUAAAUUUCAUUUUUGUUGUAAGGUAGAAUGCCAAAAAUGUAAACGUACAAGAGAAGUCUAUACUUGCCGAUAA
Molecule: messenger RNA, 1140 nt
Organism: Strongyloides ratti
Lineage: Eukaryota; Metazoa; Nematoda; Chromadorea; Rhabditida; Strongyloididae
Product: Protein Wnt-4
Exons: 4
Coding region: 1-1140 (379 amino acids)
Biological process (GO): canonical Wnt signaling pathway; neuron differentiation; multicellular organism development
Cellular component (GO): extracellular region
Molecular function (GO): frizzled binding; cytokine activity
Source: RefSeq, a predicted model, not a curated record